GUAGUUACUAGUAAUUACUAGAACUUCUAGUUAUAAUUAAUAAAAAUAAAUAUAUACUAAUCUUUUCUAGUAAUCUAUAUCUUAUUAUCUAGAUAAUAGUAACUAAAGAUUCUAGUAAUUAUCAUGGCGUGCACUAGGUGUACUGGUGCUAAGGCAAUGAUUGCUAGAGUAUAUAAGGUGGGAUUUGGGCAGAUCAGACAUUAGGUCUGAUCAUAGUGACCUUUUAGUCUAAUAGUUUAGACAUGUUGCCUGAAUCACAUGCUCUUAUAAUAUAUAUUUUACUUAAUAUUGUCACGUAUGGUAAUGGAAUUUGGUCAUUACCAGUCCUACCUGGUCCCAACUCGUCAAAUUUGGUAGCCACCUGGCGACCUGGCGACCUGGCGAGCCGCAACCUCCUACCUACUCCAGUUAGUGAGCUGGCAAAUUACUCUGUAGGGAAAGCAAGCCUAAGCAUUGAAUCCAUCCCUACUUCGGUAGCAGGCAGGCGGAUUCGGGAUCUCAAUUUCAAGGAGCAAGGCGGACCAACUUCUGCCAUGUCACAUUUGUUUCUCUGA
Molecule: messenger RNA, 554 nt
Organism: Aspergillus ochraceoroseus IBT 24754
Lineage: Eukaryota; Fungi; Ascomycota; Eurotiomycetes; Eurotiales; Aspergillaceae
Exons: 4
Coding region: 243-554 (103 amino acids)
Source: RefSeq, a predicted model, not a curated record